UUUUGCUGUGAAAAGACGAAAGAAAUAAAUCAAGAAAAAGUGAAAAGUCUUUAUAGAAAUAAAAAACCGAUAAAAAAGGAAAUAGCCAUAACAAUAGCUUAAAGGAAGAGGAAUACAUAGUGAAAAGAGAAUCAAAAUAAAAACACAUAAAAGUGGUGUAAAUCAUGUCGGCGAUGUCAUUAAAUUUGAUUUUUGUAGCGACCUUUUUCGCAUUUAUUCUCUUGGUUAAUGGAAAUCCAAUUGAUUCAAAUGAAAAAUAUGAUAUAGUCGUUUGUCCAGAAGGGGCACAAGAGCAGAAUGGAUUGAUUGAUGGUGUUGUAAUCUAUCCAAGAGAACAUCGUUGUUCCAAUGUCGGAGGGAUGUGCGUGGAGAAAGACAAAUGCAGAAGUUUAGUCUCGGCAAAUGGACUGUGUCCAAAUAAUCAGCAUAAAGGUGUUGAGUGCUGUUUUGAACUCGAGCCACAAUUCCUCCCAUGUCAUCAGCUAUGAGCUCAGCUUUUAAAACAACAAAAUGUUUACAUUUUAUUUUUUUAAAAUGAUAUUUUUUUUUAUUUAUUUAGAUCGUGCCAAUUUUUAAUUAUUAUGUGUUACAAGUCUUGAAACAUUUGCAAAAAAAAAAAUAAGAUUAUUAAUUUCAUUAAAAUGACUGACAAUUAGUUAAUGUCAGCGACAUAUUAAUAAUAAUUUUAUCUUGUUUUAUCUCAUACAUUCUUUCGAUAUUUU
Messenger RNA from Chironomus riparius, 722 nucleotides. The record is from the annotation of a GenBank genome assembly. NCBI's taxonomy places the organism in Eukaryota, Metazoa, Arthropoda, Insecta, Diptera, Chironomidae.